AUGCUUAACGAAAUUGUAGCCGAGGGCUUCGACAACCCGCGUACGGUCCUUUCCGUCGCACUCACGGCAACCGCCCUGUUCGCCUUUUAUCGUCGUUGGAAAGCUUCUCGAGAGUUGAAACUUCCGUUCCUGAAAUUUGAGGAUGGCGAUGACUCAAGGCAGAGGUAUGUGGCAGAGAGUGGGAAGCUGCUCAAGCUUGGAUACGAAAAGUAUUUGAAACAUGGCAAAGCAUUCGCGAUGCGAAACUACAUCGAUGAAUUAUCUCCUCAGGUCUACCUGCCAUUGAAGUAUCUCGACGAAUUCAAAGCCGCGCACGAGUCGGAACUUAGUUUCCCUUAUUUCUCAGAAUUGCUCUUCUCGCAAAAUGAAAUCGGCAUGGCGAAGGUCACGGAGGAGGCAUCCCAUGUGAUGCGGACGGACUUGAUCAGAAAUCUGCCCACUAUAAUUGCGGGCGUCAAGGCCGAGUGCUCGGCCAUUUUCGACAAGAUGAUUCCCUUGACUCCAGAUUGGACCCCUGUGACGCCAUAUCCCAUCUUUGCCUUCGCCGUAGCUCGGCUUUCCGCUAGGGUCAUAGGCGCCCCCGAGCUCGGCAAAAACGACGAAUGGCUCGGCAUCUGCCUCAGCUUCACGCAGAAGUCCAUGGAGGCCGCCCACGCCCUCCGCGCCUCAUGGCCCCCCUAUACUCGCUGGGCAGCACGGUGGUUCUCGCCGGCCGUGAAGAUAGUCCUCGCCGACCGGAAGCGUGCCACUGAGAUCAUCACGCCUGUCCUAGAAGUCCGGAGGCAGGCGUCCAAGCUACCCCUCGAGAAGCGCCCGCGGUUCAAUGACGGUGUGCAGUGGUUGAUGGAGCAUUACGACGCCCAGAAUCGCAAGCUUACGCCUGAGAUCCUGACCGAGCACGAGCUUUUCCUGGCCGUCGCUUCUAUCCAUAGCAGUUCUUCCAUUACUUUAUCCAUCCUCUACGAUCUUCUAGAUGAAAAGCACGUGGAUGCGAAAAAAGAGAUACUUGAUGAGAUCGAGGCCGUUUCAAAUGAAUACCCCAGUUGGACUCGUCCUGCCGUCGCUAAGCUUCUGAAGCUGGAUAGCUUCAUGAAGGAAAGUCAACGUCUUCAUUUUAUGGGCCACGCACGCGUCACUCGCGCAGCCCGAGUUCCCUUCACUUUUGCAGACGGUCUCCACCUGCCCAGAGGCACAAUGGCGCAAGUACUCCACAGCGGACCUCAGACAGAUCCUGAGUUCUACGAAAACCCAGAGACAUUUGACCCAUGGCGCUUCCUCCACAAGCGAGAGACCAUUGACCCUUACAAGUUCCAGUUCGCGAGUCUGUCUAACAUAGAGACCACGUUCGGCGCCGGCUUCCACGCUUGCCCAGCACGUAACUACGCAGCCGAUACGCUGAAGCUAAUUCUCGUGCACCUUCUGACCACCUACGAUAUCAAGUAUGCCAAGGAGAGUCAGACUCGCCCCCUGGACGUGAACCACGACAAUGCUACGCUCCCAGAUUUUACCACAGAGCUUUUGUUCAAAGGGAAGAAUCCCCCCUCUGGCUAA
Messenger RNA from Scedosporium apiospermum, 1551 nucleotides. RefSeq lists its product as uncharacterized. Gene Ontology annotation, molecular function: iron ion binding; oxidoreductase activity, acting on paired donors, with incorporation or reduction of molecular oxygen; heme binding. Lineage: Eukaryota; Fungi; Ascomycota; Sordariomycetes; Microascales; Microascaceae. Bases 1 to 1551 code for a protein of 516 amino acids. The transcript has 6 exons. The record is from RefSeq and is a predicted model, not a curated record.